This is a messenger RNA of Salvelinus namaycush (lake trout), 1968 nucleotides long. RefSeq names its product protein NDNF-like. Gene Ontology annotation, biological process: extracellular matrix organization. The transcript is spliced from 5 exons. Lineage: Eukaryota; Metazoa; Chordata; Actinopteri; Salmoniformes; Salmonidae. Gene Ontology annotation, molecular function: protein binding. Bases 1 to 1968 code for a protein of 655 amino acids. The record is from RefSeq and is a predicted model, not a curated record.
AUGAGGCUAUAUACAGGGGGUACCGUGGGGGUACAGAUUGUGCUGAUGCCUCACUGUAAAAACCUGGAGAUCCUCACUGGUUCUGAGGGAGGUGACGUGGCCAAGAGCAGUGCCUGGGACACGUUCCAGCAUUACCGCUGUCUGGAGAACAGCCAGAGCGUGGCCAAGAACCCCUCCACAGACAUCUGCCGCAACUUCAUAUUUAGUGCACCAGCUCUUCUGCACCAGGGAGCUAAAAGGAGGAUGAGGCUGUGCUUGGGACCUCAGGGCUGGCCUCUGGGCCUGGCACUGGUGCUGGGGGUUGUAGUUGGCCAGAAGCUGCCCACGCGAGAUGAGGGCCUGUUCCAGAUGCAGAUCAGAGACAAGACCCUGUUUCAUGAUUCCUCCGUCAUCCCAGACGGCGCUGAGAUCAGUGGAUACUUGUUCAGGGACACACCUAAAAGGUACUACUUUGUGGUGGAGGAGGACAACACCCCGAUGUCUGUGACGGUGACACCAUGUGAUGCUCCUCUGGAGUGGAAGCUCACUCUGCAGGAGCUGCCUGAUGAGGCCAGCGGAGAGGGAUCAGGUAAGCCGGAGCCCCUGGACCAGCAGAAGCAGCAGCAGGUGACAGUGGAUGAGAGCACAGAGCUCUUCUCCUACAAGGGGAAUGAUGUGGAGUCCUACGUGGCAACCAGCUCUCCCUCCGGCCUCUACCAACUGGAGAUGCUCUCCACAGAGAAGGACAGCAACUUCAAGGUGUACGCCACCACCACCCCAGAGUCUGACCAGCCCUACCCCGAGCUGCCCUACGAUCCCCGUGUGGACGUCACCGCCCUGGGCCGUACCACUGUCACUCUGGCCUGGAAGCCCACCCCCACGGGCGUUCUGAUGGGCCAACCCGUCCAGUACUGUGUUGUCAUCAACAAGGAGCACAACUUCAAAAGUCUGUGUGCUGCCGAGGCUAAGAUCAGCGCUGACGAUGCCUUCAUGGCCGUUCCAAAGCCAGGCCGGGACUUCAGCCCCUUUGACUUUGCCCACUUUGGCUUUGUCCGCUCAGACAAUGACUUUAACAAGGACCGAGGUCUCACCAGCAACAAGAUCUCCCGCUCCUACACAGCCAAGCCCAAGGCCUCGGACAUUCAAAAAGUCUGUAUUGGCAACAAGAACAUCUUCACCGUGUCGGACCUGAAGCCGGACACUCAGUACUACUUUGACGUAUUCGCUGUGAACUCUGCCACCAACACCAGCACCGCCUACGUGGGCACGUUCGCCCGCACUAAGGAGGAGGCUCGGCAGAAGACGGUGGAACUGAAGAACAGCAAGGUGUCUGAUGUCUUCAUCAAGAGGAAGGGGAGUAAGUUCCUACGCUUCGCCCCGGUCUCCUCUCAUCAGAGGGUCACUCUGUUCGUGCACGCCUGUCUGGACUCUGUCCAGGUGCAGGUGAGGCGUGACGGCAAGUUGCUGCUCUCCCAGAAUGUGGAAGGGGUACGACAGUUCCAGCUGCGAGGGAAGCCUAAGGCCAAGUACCUGAUCCGUCUGCGAGGCAGCAGGAAAGGAGCGUCCACCCUGAAGGUGCUGGCCACCACAAAGCCCAGCAGCAAGCAGCCCUUCCCAUCGCUUCCCGAGGACACGCGCAUCAAGGCUUUUGACAAGCUGCGUACCUGCUCCACUGCCACUGUGGCCUGGCUGGGAACGCAGGACCGCAACAAGUACUGUGUCUACAAAAAAGAGGUGGCCGAGAGCUAUGGCGAGGAGCAGCGGCGGCGUGAGCAGAACCAGUGUGCCGGGCCCGAGACACGGAGGAAGUCAGAGAAGGUCCUCUGCAAGUACUUUUACAGCCCCAACCUGCAGAAGGCCGUUACCACGGAAACCAUCACAGGGCUAGAGCCGGGCAAGACCUACCUGCUGGACGUUUAUGUUGUGGGCCACAGCGGUCACUCAGUCAAAUACCAGAGUAAACUGGUGAAAACAAGGAAAUACUGCUAA